Histoplasma capsulatum G186AR is the source of this 3525-nucleotide messenger RNA. Its product is annotated as aconitate hydratase. The coding region runs from base 1 to 3525 and encodes 1174 amino acids. Gene Ontology annotation, biological process: tricarboxylic acid cycle. The transcript has 9 exons. Gene Ontology annotation, cellular component: mitochondrion; cytosol. The record is from RefSeq and is a predicted model, not a curated record. Lineage: Eukaryota; Fungi; Ascomycota; Eurotiomycetes; Onygenales; Ajellomycetaceae. Gene Ontology annotation, molecular function: aconitate hydratase activity; 4 iron, 4 sulfur cluster binding.
AUGGCCGAUUCCCCCGCCGUAUCCAUCCCGCUAGAUCCGCGAGAACAGCCUAUCCUUGACCAGCUCCUCGUAAUUCGAGACGCCCUCCUGCUCCUCAAACAAGAUAAAUCGAGGUAUAUCAAGUCCCAGGAUGUGCUGCAUUAUCAUGACCAGGUCGUCGAGCAAGUCCAGAGGCUGAACGCCCUCCGAACGGAACAUACGUUAGAGCAUAAUCGAGUUGACAAUGUGCUGGAUGAUUGCUUCCAGCUGAUCUCAUUGCUAUUUCUUACCGUUGGAAGGAACAAUGAAGCACCCGCAGCAUAUGCGAUGGCUUCAACAAUUAAGUUUUCUGCCUCUGAGGUCAUGAGCUUCCAGGAGCAGCUCAAAGCCAUACAGGGUUCAAUGGAAGACGGUAACUUUGUAGGCCCUCAUGGCUCGAUCCCUGAAGGUCAAGAACUCGUGAAAGCUUUGUUGGAUAGAUGUUUGAAAUGGUCGGAAAUUGUACUCGAAAGGAAAGGUAAAAUCGAUGAACGGUUUCAGGAGCCCUAUAGCAAACUCCUAGAGAUUCGAAACCAACUCGAUAGACUUGUCAUGACCCAGGCGUGGUCGCUACGAGAAACUGAUUUGUUUAUGUAUCAGAGAAAUCUUAACAAGAUUGACGAAUCCCGGACACUUCUGUAUCUGAUUCGACGGAGCUAUGCUUUAAUUUAUGGUUUGCUUAUCUCGUCUGAACCAGUCUCAGAAGCACUUCUACCUAUAUAUAACCAACUCCAGACAUUGAGGAAAUGUUUAAUUGAAGUUAAGGAGUCCGGCGGGGUUUCUAAUGCCAGAGAACUCUACCCGUAUAGUAUGAAGCUCAAUUCCAUUGAUAACAUGAGAGUUGAUGGGAAAUUUUAUGUUGGAAACGACUUACCUGAAGGCCAAGGGAGCGUCAACGAACUCCUUGCGCAAUGUUAUGACCUGUGCUACGAGCUUAGAGCUGAUACGGAACAGGGCGUCAGCUGUCACGAGCCAAUCAUCGUUCGCCUGAAAACUUUACCUCAAAUAUUGCAACAGCGCCAGAAGCCAACCCCGACUUCUGAAGGAGCUGCAGAUAUCUCCAAAAUGAUGCGGCAGCACCUCUGCCAAAGAGCAGUCGCUCCACGCAAGCUUGCACAAUGCCGGCCAGUCGGAGCCAGAAUCCUAAGCCGCGGUCUUGCGACUGAGGCAGACCCUAAGAAAAGCGCAACCACCACCACCCCGGACAACUCCCCCCGCUCUCCCCCAUAUCCGAAGAUCCUAAACAAUCUCCGUGAAGUACGACGGGUCUUAGGAACUGAGCGCUCCCUCACCCUCGCCGAGAAGAUUCUGUACUCGCAUCUCCAUAAUGUCGAAGAGUCACUGCUCUCCGACACUCGGAAUGGGGAGAAUAUUCGCGGUCAGGCCAAUCUGAAGCUGAAGCCGGAUCGCGUCGCCAUGCAGGAUGCUUCGGCACAAAUGGCCCUGCUUCAAUUCAUGACUUGCGGCCUUCCCUCGACCGCAGUGCCGGCGAGCAUACAUUGCGAUCACAUGAUUGUGGGAGAAAAAGGGGCCGAUGUCGACCUCCCAGCGUCCAUCAAGGGGAAUAAAGAAGUUUUCGAUUUCCUGGAGUCAGCGGCGAAGAAAUAUGGUAUUGAGUUUUGGCCUCCCGGUGCGGGUAUUAUCCAUCAGACCGUUUUGGAGAACUAUGCCGCUCCAGGUCUCCUAAUGCUUGGGACAGACAGCCAUACACCUAACGGUGGCGGUUUGGGUGCCAUUGCUAUUGGCGUUGGUGGUGCGGAUGCAGUGGAUGCGCUUGUUGAUGCGCCUUGGGAAUUGAAGGCGCCAAAAGUACUUGGUGUUAAGCUUGAAGGCAAACUAUCUGGCUGGACAGCGCCGAAGGAUAUCAUUCUCCAUCUUGCUGGGAAGUUGACGGUUCGUGGUGGCACUGGGUACAUAAUCGAGUACUAUGGCCCUGGUGUCGAGUCCCUUAGUUGUACUGGAAUGGCUACUAUUUGCAACAUGGGUGCUGAAGUUGGAGCAACUACAUCGCUUUUCCCCUUCUCACCUAGCAUGGUACCAUAUCUGAGGGCCACCAAUCGAGGCAACAUUGCGGAUGCCGCAACGGCUAUUGCGUCAUCUGGUCCUCAGAACCUCUUACGCACAGACACCGGCGCGGAAUAUGAUCAACACAUUACAAUCAACCUUUCAACCCUCGAGCCACAUAUAAAUGGCCCCUUUACUCCCGAUCUUUCGACCCCUCUAUCCGCGUUUGCGGGAAAAGUUCGUGAAAAACAGUGGCCUGAGACUUUCGGUGCUGGCCUUAUUGGAAGCUGCACCAACAGUUCUUAUGAAGACAUGACCCGUGCAGAAGACCUUGUCAAGCAAGCUUCCGAGGCCGGCUUAAAGCCAAAGGCAGAUUUCUUCAUCACUCCAGGAAGCGAGCAAAUUCGAGCCACCUUAGACCGUGACCAGACUUUGGCAACCUUCUCCGCCGCCGGGGGCACCGUCCUAGCCAACGCUUGCGGUCCCUGCAUCGGCCAAUGGAAACGGACAGACGGUGUGAAGAAGGGCGAGAGCAACGCGAUUCUCACAUCAUACAACCGCAACUUCCGCGGACGUAACGAUGGAAACACUGCAACCAUGAACUUCCUCGCUUCUCCCGAAAUCGUCACCGCCAUGUCAUAUGCAGGCAGAACCACCUUCAACCCCAUGACCGACUCUCUCCCAACCCCCAGCGGCAAACCCUUUAGAUUCCGUCCCCCAACAGGCUUUGACCUCCCAAAAUCAGGCUUCGAAUCGGGAAACCCAGACUUCCAACCCACCAUAGCCGCUCCAUCCCCUUCUUGCCCCGUCGUAGUUUCCCCAACCUCAGACCGCCUCGCACUCCUUGAACCCUUCUCGCCCUUCCCCCCUCACAACCUCACAUCCCUCCGCGUACUCUACAAAGUAAAAGGUCAAUGUACAACAGACACCAUCUCCGCUGCCGGCCCCUGGCUCAAAUACAAAGGCCACCUCCCGAACAUCUCCGCCAACACACUCAUUGGCGCAAUAAACGCCGCAACUGGCGAGACCAACGUCGCCUACGACACUGAUGGCAGCACCUACUCCAUCCCAGAGCUCGCGGCCAAAUGGAAAGCAGCAGGGACGGAAUGGCUCGUCGUUGCCGAAGAAAACUACGGCGAAGGCAGUGCGCGCGAACACGCCGCGUUGCAGCCACGCUAUCUAGGCGGACGCAUAAUUGCCGCCAAGAGCUUCGCACGCAUCCACGAGACGAACUUGAAGAAACAAGGCGUCGUGCCGUUGACGUUUAAGGAUAAGGCUGAUUAUGAUAGGAUUGAUGCAUGCGACGCUGUUGAUACUGUUGGGUUAUAUGAAGUGCUGAUAAGUGGCGGACAGGCUGAUGAGGAGGUGAGGCUACGGGUGACGAAGAAUGGGAGUGGAGAGGUAUUCGAGAUCCCGAUGAAGCACACGUUGAGUAAGGAUCAGUGUGGAUUUAUUCUCGCGGGAAGCGCGUUGAAUUUAUUGGCGAAGAAAGCUAAUAAGUAG